This is a messenger RNA of Sander lucioperca (pikeperch), 1318 nucleotides long. RefSeq names its product cullin-3-like. NCBI's taxonomy places the organism in Eukaryota, Metazoa, Chordata, Actinopteri, Perciformes, Percidae. Gene Ontology annotation, molecular function: ubiquitin protein ligase binding. The record is from RefSeq and is a predicted model, not a curated record. The coding region runs from base 242 to 1303 and encodes 353 amino acids. Gene Ontology annotation, cellular component: Cul3-RING ubiquitin ligase complex. Gene Ontology annotation, biological process: protein ubiquitination; ubiquitin-dependent protein catabolic process. The transcript has 7 exons.
CUCGCGAGAUUUUGGCGUUGCGCAGUGGAGUACAGCCGUCCGCCAUCACUGCAUACAAGCUAACAUUAGCCAAAAUCCACUGAGAAGAGAGCGAGUGACAACAACAUAACAGACCGACCUAAUUCCUGAAGGGGAGGUCACUGAGUUUCCCUGCCGCUUUCCUUGCGUAGAAAACAAACUAGCAACUGCCUUUCAUGUAGUCUUUAAGUCAACUUAGAAACGAAAGUCGUUCUAACUAAUCAUGUCCAACCUCAAAGGCGGCACCAAGAAGGACACCAAGAUGAGGAUACGAGCCUUUCCUAUGACAAUGGAUGAGAAGUAUGUGAACAACAUCUGGGACCUUCUAAAGAAUGCUAUCCAGGAGAUCCAGAGGAAGAAUAACAGUGGGUUAAGCUUUGAGGAGCUGUACAGGAAUGCCUACACCAUGGUGCUCCACAAGCAUGGGGAAAAGCUUUACACAGGCCUGAGGGAGGUCGUCACAGAGCACCUCAUCAACAAAGUACGGGAAGAUGUCUUAAACUCUCUAAAUAAUAACUUUCUGCAAACACUGAAUCAGGCCUGGAAUGACCAUCAGACUGCCAUGGUUAUGAUCAGAGACAUCCUCAUGUAUAUGGACCGGGUCUAUGUUCAACAAAACAAUGUGGAGAAUGUGUACAACCUCGGCCUCAUCAUAUUCAGGGACCAGGUGGUGCGCUACGGCUGCAUUCGAGACCAUCUACGACAGACGUUACUGGACAUGAUUGCUCGUGAGAGGAAGGGAGAGGUUGUAGACAGGGGUGCCAUCAGAAACGCCUGCCAGAUGCUGAUGAUUCUUGGCCUGGAUGGCAGGUCUGUAUACGAGGAAGACUUUGAGGGUCCUUUCUUAGAUAUGUCAGCAGAAUUCUUCCAGAUGGAGAGUCAAAAGUUCCUAGCAGAAAACAGUGCCAGUGUCUACAUUAAGAAGGUAGAGGCCAGAAUCAAUGAAGAAAUAGAGCGAGUUAUGCACUGCUUGGACAAGACUACAGAGGAGCCCAUUGUCAAGGUGGUGGAAAGGGAGCUAAUUUCUAAACACAUGAAGACCAUUGUGGAGAUGGAGAACUCUGGCCUGGUUCAUAUGCUCAAGAACGGCAAGACAGAAGACCUGGCAUGCAUGUACAAGCUGUUUAGUCGUGUGCCAAAUGGCCUGAAAACGAUGUGCGAGUGUAUGAGCUCCUACUUGAGGGAGCAAGGCAAAGCUCUGGUGUCCGAAGAGGGAGAGGGCAAGAACCCUGUCGACUAUAUCCAGGUAUGCUGGUUGAACAACACAACUUUAUAUGUUACUUGAAUGUGGGUGGUUUGU